This is a messenger RNA of Ixodes scapularis (black-legged tick), 1488 nucleotides long. Its product is annotated as monocarboxylate transporter 9. Lineage: Eukaryota; Metazoa; Arthropoda; Arachnida; Ixodida; Ixodidae. Bases 1 to 1488 code for a protein of 495 amino acids. Gene Ontology annotation, biological process: transmembrane transport. The transcript has 4 exons. The record is from RefSeq and is a predicted model, not a curated record. Gene Ontology annotation, molecular function: transmembrane transporter activity.
AUGGAGCGCCUCAAACAGGAUCCGCUGCACGGCCAGGACUCCCCCCGAAGCUGGAUCAUUCUGGGAUUCUGCUGUUGGGCAAUCUUUAUGGCUACGCUCACUUCCCAGUGCAUGGGCGUGAUCUACAUCGGAAUCCUCCAGAGGUUCGACGUCACGCACGAGGAGGCUUCCUGGCCACUCAGUCUGCGAGCAACCUUGGCUGCUAUGUCGGCCCCGGCCUUCGGCUUCUUGUGCGAGCUGGUGUCGUGGAAAAUCCUCCUGGUGACCUCUACAUUGUUGACGUCUUCUGGGAUCAUGGCCUGUUACUUCUGCACGAGUGUGUCCCUAGUUAUUUUUUUCUAUGGCGUUGUUCACGGUGGCACUGUAUGCGGAAUUUUUAUCAUCGUGGAUGUCCUGUGCUGCCAAUGCUUCGUGAAGUGGCGAACCACUGCCUGCUCCCUGUCCUGGGCCCUCUGGUCCCUGGGAACUUACUUUACCCCUCAGCUGGCGAACUAUGUCCUCAACGAAUACGGCGCGCCCGAAAUGUUCCUAUUCAUUGGGGCCCUCACACUGAACGUUUUGCCUUGUGCCUUCGUCCUCAAACGUCCGCCUUGGAUGAAUCGCCAAGCAUUUUUCAAAGCAGGUGGUGAUUGUGAGAAGCUGGGAGAAGGAUCGCUUGAGGCGGUGUCAACAACAAAAUUCAAUGAAAGUAUAAACCUAAAAAACUACAAACUACUCAACGUCGAAGAAGCCCUAAUCAACGAGCAGGAGAUAAGAAAUUGCCCGGACAUCGUACCGUCUCCCAGAGAAAAAAAUAUAAUAGAUCCUUCGGGGCGAGACUUAUAUCCCAAAGAUACGCAAAUGACUGCAGCUUCCACUAGCUCUAGCGUCUUCUUCAAAGGCGUAUUAAGUGUGUUUCUCUCGCCCAUAUUUCACAUAGACGCAAUUGGCUGGACACUUAUCGACUACACAAAUAGCGCUUUCAUUUUAGUGCACAUCGACAUGGCUCGAGACAGAGGCAUAGACGGGAGCCAAGCAGUGUAUCUCCUUCACGCUUAUUCUUCUACGAGCUUCCUCAUGCGCCUUCUCGGAGCUCACAUCGUGGACAGGGGUUAUCUGACACUACGGUCCGCCUUUCUGUUGAGUUUUCUGGGUACCUCUCUUGCGUGUAUCUUCAUGGCCUUUUCUAGAAAGUUGGCCUUCCUCCUACUGUGUUCCCUGCUCUUGGGCCUCAAUCAAGGCUUUGUAAUCGCUGUGCCAUCCCCAAUGCUGGUAAAAGACUUCCCGGACCAGCCUAUUCCUAUCAUGCUUGGUGGUGUACUCUUCAUUGACGGCCUGGCGAUGACGACUUUGCCUUCACUUGUUGGUUAUUUUCGAGACAACAGUGGAAUCUACGACGGUCUCUUUUAUACCCUGUCGGCUGCAAGUUUGUUCGUAGCCAUUCUCUGGACACUAAAACCAUUACUUAAACGAAGACAGCUCGGGCUCCUCUGUCACCAACGCGUUUAG